AUCUAAUUGGCAGAAUGAAAGUGAAAUUGUUCGGAUUUAUAAUUAUCCACCUUCUCUGCGACCUUCGGUUGGUGUUUUCGAGACAUGAGCCGCUACAAAGUACGCCGGCACGUUUAGGAGAGCUGCCGUAUCAUGUCGCGAUUUACAUGCAAUCUCGGGCGAUUUUAUGCAGCGGCACCAUUCUCAACCAGCGACAUGUACUCUCCUCGGCACACUGCGUCACUCGGUAUAAAGACAGGCCCAGUCAUUUGGACGUCGUCAUCGGUACCAUUCAUCGAUCCGUGGGUGGCAGAUGGUACAACGUUUAUUCAGUGGUCAUACACCCGAAUUAUACCGGAGACGGGCAACACGACCUCGCCAUAUUGAAGACAGUCCUUCCAAUGGAGAUGUCGGAGUUUUCUCGGCCUAUAAAAUUGCCAAAAUUCGAAGAUCACGAUCCCCUCCCGGGAAAAUUGGCCACCGUUUCAGGCUGGAAAGCUCUGCCUAACGAGCCGGAGGAGUACGACGACGAGGGCUCGCUCUUGCAGAAGGCAGGGGUCGACGUGGUUCCUUUGAAGGUCUGUCAGGAAUUGUUGGCUGGUACCGGUCGAGAAAUAUCGAGUAGACAUAUUUGUGCUGGCAACAUCUACUCCCAGGGGUCUUGCAUAGGUGACAACGCCAGCCCCCUCGUUCUGAACAACGUGCAGAUUGGAAUUCUCUCGUGGGGCACUCAAUGUGGUUCUGGAGAUCCUGACGUCUACACGAAGAUCAAAUCCUACCUCCCCUGGAUUCGAAAAAAUGCGUUUCCCUAUCAUGUACUUAAUCUAGUGUAG
Messenger RNA from Orussus abietinus, 812 nucleotides. Its product is annotated as chymotrypsin-1. Gene Ontology annotation, molecular function: serine-type endopeptidase activity. Gene Ontology annotation, biological process: proteolysis. The coding region runs from base 15 to 812 and encodes 265 amino acids. NCBI's taxonomy places the organism in Eukaryota, Metazoa, Arthropoda, Insecta, Hymenoptera, Orussidae. The record is from RefSeq and is a predicted model, not a curated record. The transcript has 6 exons.